Messenger RNA from Salvelinus sp. IW2-2015, 2323 nucleotides. RefSeq names its product zinc finger protein 892-like. Gene Ontology annotation, biological process: regulation of transcription by RNA polymerase II. Lineage: Eukaryota; Metazoa; Chordata; Actinopteri; Salmoniformes; Salmonidae. Gene Ontology annotation, molecular function: RNA polymerase II cis-regulatory region sequence-specific DNA binding; DNA-binding transcription factor activity. The record is from RefSeq and is a predicted model, not a curated record.
UUUUUUUCCUGCUUUCCUCACGUCUUGUCGCUAGCCUGGUAGCUAGUUGACAACAAUGGGCGAUAGUGAGCAGGUAGAGUGGAAGUUUAUGAAAUUAUACCUUACCGAUAUUGUAAAAACUAUUUCGAAUAAAUCUGCUACACGGAGGUCGAAAAGAAAACCGGUUUCCUAUCGUGAAGAACAGCAGCUGGAGGUGGCCACUCCUCAAAGCUCUGAGAGGCAGCUGAGAACUCCUCAGAGAAACUCCCGGAGGCAAAGUCCCAGGACGCAUUCUAGUGUUCUAAAAGAACAAGAGAGGGGCUUUUCUCCCGUGUCUGCUUCUGGGGAGGAGAGCGACAAGGAGGCCUCCCCACCGAAAAGGAGGAACAGAAUAAGCAGCUCCAAAAAGACAAGAACAAAGUCUCCCUCAAAGGAUUGUGAUGACUGUUCCGGGGCCGAGCCUGGUGAACAGCUAGAAGAGAGCACAAAAAGAAAAUGUAAAUAUAGCAACUCAAAAAAUAAAAGGACCAAUAUUUGCUGCAAGGAGGAGGAUAAUGACAAUUUGUCAGAUGAACAAACUGUGGUGGCUUCCCCCAGAAAAAGGCGGCAAUGUAGUGACUUCAAUGUAUUUGAAGCGGAGACUGAGCCUGAGGUGGAGGAAGUUGUGGAGGAGGAGACUGAAGUGGCCUCUGCUUCUAAGAGGAGGAAGCAGGGCAGCCCCCAAAAAAGAACUACGCCUCGUGGAGAGGACAAAGCUGAAAGUGAUCAUUAUGAAUUGGUAGAACAGGCUGAAGAAACUCCCCCUAGAAAAAAACGUAGCAAGUCUAAAAAGGUAAGAACCAGAACUCCCUCUGAAGACGUGGUGGAAGUUGAAAGUGCCCACUUCAAGACGGAAGAACACGCUGCAGCUGAAGACACAAACCUCAGAAAAAGACAGAGGAGGUCUAAGAAAUCUAAAAAGAAGAGAUCCAAGAGUCCUCCCAAGGAGGCCAGCGACACUGAGAGUGAUGGUGAAUCAGGCAAACAUGUUUCCAAGACCUGGCCUAAGGACUUACAUGAAGAAGAGCGUGACCAAGAUGGCAAGACUCGAUCUAAGGACCUAAGUGAGGAGAGUGACCAAGGCUCCCAGACUGAGCCUAAAGACUUAAGUGAAGAGUGGCACUGUUCUGACCAUUCAGAGGAGACUGAACAGGAGGUGUUACCUGCAAAGAGAAAAAGAGGACCCAAGAGCAAGAAGACAAUGAAGUUAGAUUCUGAAAACGUCACUGUUAAAAAUAAAGGCAAAAAGCAAGGUGCCGCGGGUUUGAAGGCACCAAGAAUAAGAUUCACACCACCUAUAGAGAAAAGGAUAAGGGUGAAAACACUUCAUAUUUGCAGUUUCUGUGAAAAGGUCCUGCCAAACAGGGCUGCGCUGAAUAGGCACCUUCAGCAUCACACAGGGGAGAAGCCUUUCCACUGUGAAGAGUGUGGCAAAGACUACGGCAGCAAAACCACCCUGAAGAUUCACAACAUGCAGGUUCACCACAAGGGGACAAAGGACUUCAUAUGCAAUGAGUGUGACCAACAGUUUACCCACCUCACAUACCUCAAACGCCACAUGUACUCCCACACGGACAAGGAAAAGAGGCCACACCUGUGCAAUGUGUGCGGGAAGCAUUUUAUCCAGAAGUCCCACCUGGACCGCCACAAGAUGAUUCACACAGGAGAGAAACCAUUCAGCUGCGAACACUGCGCCAUGGCCUUCAAUCGGCCGGAGUACCUGCGAAUGCAUCUGAAGCUGCACGUGUCGGGCAGUGAGGGACCAAAUAUGGCAGAGCAAGAGAAGACGAAGUGCACAGAGUGCAACAAGAGUUUUGUGAACCCAAAGUACCUCAACAUCCACAUGAGAAUGCACACUGGGGAGAGGCCAUACAAGUGUGAGGACUGUGCUAAGAGCUUCACCCAGACCAGUAUUCUCAACGCGCACCGACGUACGCACACUGGAGAAAAGCCACACAAGUGUAAGGUGUGCGGCAGCUGCUUCACCCGUCGCAAGUACCUGGAGGAUCACAUAGGCAGAAAGCAUGGGUCUUUACAGCAAAUGAAGGAACAGCAGGAUGAACAAUGACAACACUGGGUGUUGUGUGGUAAUGUAAUGUUACGGUGGGGUCUGGAAAUAUUGGAUGCCUUGAUAAAGAUGAGCAAAAAAGACUGUAUGAAAUAAAUAAUACAAAUACUGAGCUAUAUUGUAUGCAACAUUUUUGUAUUUGUUUUAGGGAUGGAUCCACAUUUACAUAACGGGUACCUGGAGGAAAAUGGGGUAGAGUCAUGCUUUUUCAAUUUCAGUCCAGAGGAGUGUGUAGUU